UCCCAUUCUCCGCGCAUGUCCCUCGGACACAGCUAUCACGGAAAGAGCCGAAGAGGUCGGCUCGGUUAUGCGAUCAGCUGUGUCCAAUCACAGCUGAUCACUGAUCAUCAGGGCACUUAUGAUCAGUGUGCCAUGAUGAUCAGUGUAGCCCCAGCAGUGCCAGCUGUCAGUGUUCAUCAGUGCUAUAUCAGUGCCCAUCUGAGAAGCCUUUCAGUGUCACCCAUCAGUGCCAGUCAGUGCCACCUAUCAGUGCUGCCAAUCAGUGCCACCUAUUAGUGCCAGUCAGUGCCGCCUAUCAGUGCCAUGUAUCAGUGCUGCCUUUCAGUGCCCAUCAGUGAUGCCUGUCAAUGCCCAUCAGUG
Staurois parvus is the source of this 360-nucleotide messenger RNA. The record is from the annotation of a GenBank genome assembly. Lineage: Eukaryota; Metazoa; Chordata; Amphibia; Anura; Ranidae.